Molecule: messenger RNA, 672 nt
Organism: Lichtheimia ornata
Lineage: Eukaryota; Fungi; Mucoromycota; Mucoromycetes; Mucorales; Lichtheimiaceae
Exons: 7
Coding region: 1-672 (223 amino acids)
Biological process (GO): superoxide metabolic process
Cellular component (GO): mitochondrion
Molecular function (GO): superoxide dismutase activity; metal ion binding
Source: RefSeq, a predicted model, not a curated record
AUGCUCUCUAUCGCCACUCGCUCUCUCAAGUCUUCUGGCUUCAAGCCUGCUGUUCGUUGUCUUGCUGCUGUCCGCACCAAGGUCACUCUUCCUGAUCUUCCUUACGGCUAUGACGCUUUGGAACCUUACAUUAGCACUGAAAUUAUGAAGCUUCACCACUCCAAGCAUCACCAAGCUUACGUCAAUGGCUACAACCAAGCUGAAGAAAAGUUACAAGGCUCUUUCCAAGCUGGCAACUUGACUGAACAAAUCUCUCUCCAAAACGCUAUCAAGUUCAAUGGUGGUGGUCAUAUCAACCAUAGCUUGUUCUGGAAGAACCUUGCUCCCAAGAGCGCUGGUGGUGGUGAUUUGCCUCAGGGCGAUCUUUUGAGUGCCAUUGAAAGCGAAUGGGGUUCCUUUGAUGCCUUCGUUUCCAAGUUCAAUGCUGCUGCUGCUGGUGUUCAAGGCUCUGGUUGGGCUUGGUUGGGUUACAGCAAGGAAUCUAAGCGUCUUGCCAUCGCCACUACUCCUAACCAGGAUCCUUUGCUUUCCCACGUUCCUCUUCUUGGUGUCGAUGUUUGGGAACACGCCUACUACUUGCAAUACAAGAACGUCCGCCCCGAUUAUCUCAAGGCCAUCUGGGAAGUCAUCAACUGGAAGGAGGUUGCUGAGCGCUUUUCCAAGGCCCAGUAA